AUGGAGAGCAACGGAGCCGUCCAGGAGAUCCCAGAAAAGAGGAAAAAACGAAAAGUCGCCGAUCUGGACGCCUGCGAUGUAGGCAGCACCAAUGUGGGUACCAACACAAGUAUCAGAAUUUGUACCAAUCCGAACUCGGGUGCUCCCUACCAACAUCGAAACAGAAAGAAAAUCAUCAAGCUGAAGAAUAGGAAAAUAGAGGACCUGUUCGUCAUACGGAAUUUCCUGCCCAUAUGCGAAGAAUUCCUCGUAAAGCACCAUGAGAGUAUAUUUUCAAACUUGCUGCCAAAACAGGAGGAGGAAAAGGACAAGACAAAGGGAAAAGGGAAGUCUUUACAGGCCAUUACGAAGGGAGAACCCGGACAAGAUGAAUCCGAAUUAGAUAAGAAGCCGGAUCAGCUGGAACAAACCAGGGAUCAUAAAGGAGGCGAGACCAAGGAGAAGGAAUGCGUUAGGAGGAAGGCGAAAAGGAAGAAGAAAAGCAAAAGUGGUGACGAGUUGGGAGCGGGAAGCCAAGGAGAGGACCACUUGGGAGAAGGAAGCGAAAGUGUAGACGACUUGUGGGAUGGGCCCCCGGGGGACAGCGAAAAGGGGUCUGCCACGAAUGGGUCUGCCACGAAUGGGUCUGCCAUGAACGGGUCUGCGCCGAACCGCUCCCACUCAAACCUCCACCGAACCAACCUCUACAGAAAGUACGCGCAACAUACGAAGCAGUGCCUCAGAGAAAUGGACCUCCCCUUCGACAGAGCAGUCCUCCUAAACGUAGUAGACAAAGAAGACAACACAAGCAAAAUAAUGAAAAUAGUAAAUAAAAAAAAAGUCAUCAGUGCAUUUGGAGAUACAUGGGAGUGCAUGAUCGAGCACAUCAUAUCUCUAAAGGAACACAAGAAUCUGAUGAAGAUUUACGACAUAUAUGAUGACGAUAAAAAUUUCUAUAUGAUUAUGGAGAAGCUAUAUGGGAAGGAACUAUUCAAUUUUCUCGUUUAUAAGAAGCAGGUCAAGGAGAGUGUGUGCAAGUAUAUACUUAGCCAGAUUCUCCAAGCCGUUAAUUACCUGCAUCACCAUAAUAUUAUCCACAGAGAUAUAAAACCGGAGAAUCUCAUGUUUAGAAAUAAGAAGAGGAAGGAUAAAACGUAUGAGUAUAACUAUGAGUUAGUUUUAAUCGAUUUUGACACAUGUCAGUUUCUUCAUCCCCCCAGCUUGGGUCGCCUCCCUGGAUUGUCUUACCCUCCUGGAACCGCCAACCUACGUAGGACCGUUUCGCCAUCUUCCAGUACAGAAAGGAGGGUGACGCCCAGCGAGUGCGCCAAGAUGUGCAAACAUGGAGAAGUAAGAAAAAUGGAACAGAAGAAGGGUGAUUCUCCUGGGGAGAUGCCAAAGGGAUGCGUGAAAAGUUUUAGUGAGAGAAGGACAAAGGGAAAGAGCACACACGAGAGAAGCGGGACAUCGAAUUUGUGCCAGCACUCCGGACGCCAACAACCACGAACCAAAUCCUCCUCAGGGAAGAAACACAUGAAGCUUGUGGGCACCUACGGAUACAUUGCCCCUGAGAUCAUUAAAGGAUAUAAUUACUCAAUCUUGUCCGAUAUGUGGUCGAUAGGAAUCAUUUUCUACAUUCUGAUGACGGGCAUUACCCCCUUGCCCAUGUGUCUAAUGGUGAACUACAAAGACACCAAGGAUAUUAUUUUGAAGAAGGAAAAGAAAGGAAUCAAUUUCAGCUUACUCUCGUUUAAUAGCUACCCAUUGGCAAGAGACCUAUGUGAGAAGUUGUUGCAGUUCGACCCGGCUGAGCGCAUGCCAAACUCUGUGAUCGCAUCGCAUCAUCCCUGGUUAAGAUAUUUCAAUAUUCUCGGAACAAACAUCAACCUCUGUGCAUCUGAGAGAAAGUACCUAACACCUUCUCACCUGAGUCAGAACACGCUGCAUGACGGACCUUACGUGAAGAAUAAACGACCUCGAUAUGGGGACAGGAACUGCCAUGUGAUCCUCCCAUACCAUAUGCAGAAAGAAGUGAACCUUAAGGAAGAUUUACCCCCCUUUCUGCCCCUCUCCAACGAGCAAAGAUACUACUACUUCAUCAACCAAAGGAUAAGAAAUUACUACGCAGUGCGCAAUGGCAUCCUCCCCCAUCCAGGAUUGUCUACCUCCCUCGAGAGGUUCUCAUAUCUGCGAGGGGGCAACCUCAGCGGGGAUAAGGUAUCACUUUGUGGCGACACGCUGCUUCCUUGUGGUGACAAGGUCAUUGCCACGUCGUACUCUGUGGAAAACGACUUUGAGGGAAAAACCCAUGCGGUGAAUUAUUACCAGGACAGGGACAGCAGGCACCCCCCGAGGAUAUCCCACCAAUUUGUCAAGAGGCACAAUGCCGCUGACCAUGACGGAGACAAUUCCUGUGUCAAUCCCUGUGACAUUACCCGUGACGGUGGCCGCUUACACCCCGCUGAGGGAAUGGCAUCCGUUCGACACGCACAGAAGAUGAGAAGGCCACAGCAAGACGAAGAGGAGAAGAAGGACGAGGAGGAUGAAGAAGCCUCGAGUGCACAAAGGAGACGACCUCUUCGCAGAAAAGCGGGAAAAAUUUUGACAAACGUCAAGGGGAGAGUCACUGGUGCGGCUCUCCACGGGAGUGAAAAGGGAAACUAUGGCACCGAUCAUCGAUAUAUUCUUACUCAGCAACAUUUGCGCAGUCGUGAUGAUGAUCGCCCCCUCACUGGAAGCCGUGAUCCCAUUUCCCUCCACCCAGAUGAAGAAUCCACCCCAGACUGCAACAACUUUGUAGACCUCUUCGAACAUUUAAUCGAAAAGAAAAAAAAAAAAUUCACCAUGACAGGGAAGCCAUUGGAGAAGCUCCCUUCCAUUGAGAAGCCUUUUCCCGAUUACUACGUACCGAAUGAUGAACAAAUCGAUGGAACAAGAGACGGGAUAGGAGGACUCCUCAAGCGAAAGGAACACACCACCACGGAAGAGGAGAAAGAUGUGGAAUACAUACGAACGCAAAAUGUGUCCGAACUAUUUUCCUCCCCCCCGAUGUGCAUAAUCCCGCAGAAUGAUCCUAUGAAGAUCAUUCAGAUCGACGAGGAGUAUAAAAGGGCAUAUGAUUCUGCUCCACCGAAACGGGUUUACGUACCAAAUAGUCACCUCGCCCUUCCACACAGAGGAGAGAAACCCAAUGUAAUCCUCGUUCCACAGAAGCUGUCUCCCUCUCUUCUCCCACUUGUAUACCACCACUGCAACGGACUAAGAAACAGUAUUGUUCUAAAUGAUAAGGGCCACCUAACAAACAGCAGUGAUGACCUCGUUGGCGUGAUCAACAGCGACAGACAUUCCAACACCUACUAUGCCAAUGUGGCGGCCAAUGCAUAUGACGACCCUUGCAAAGUGACUAACCUGUACGAGACGUCCACCAGUUUGAAUGAAGCACAGGAGGAACAGGUGACUCUCCAGGAGGGGCAAAAUAAUGGCAUGCAUAGUCAGCACGACGGGCUUAACGCCAAAUUGGCAAGAACUGGCACCAGAAGUAAGGUCUCUCAGAACGGCGCCAAAAGUAAGAUCCCUCAGAACGGCGCCAAAAGUAUGUUCUCACAAAAUGGGAACAUGCCACCAAUAUAUGUCAACUAUCGCAGGGCCAACAAAAAUAACAUCGAAAUCGUUCCCACUAUGUUCAGACAAAAUUAA
Plasmodium inui San Antonio 1 is the source of this 3675-nucleotide messenger RNA. RefSeq names its product CAMK protein kinase. Gene Ontology annotation, cellular component: cytoplasm; spindle pole; centrosome. The transcript has a single exon. The record is from RefSeq and is a predicted model, not a curated record. Bases 1 to 3675 code for a protein of 1224 amino acids. Lineage: Eukaryota; Apicomplexa; Aconoidasida; Haemosporida; Plasmodiidae. Gene Ontology annotation, biological process: regulation of cytokinesis; mitotic cell cycle; protein phosphorylation. Gene Ontology annotation, molecular function: protein kinase activity; ATP binding.